This is a messenger RNA of Cladocopium goreaui, 810 nucleotides long. Lineage: Eukaryota; Dinophyceae; Suessiales; Symbiodiniaceae. The record is from the annotation of a GenBank genome assembly.
AUGCCACCAAAGGCUGUCCUGGGCAGCCUCCGAACGGAGCGUGGCCUCGAAGAGUUAAAUGCGCUGCUGGCAGAUCGGUCCUAUGUGGGUGGUACGUUCCAUGCUACUGCAGAGGAUAUGACUUGCUUUGCAGCAGUGCAUGCUCGACCCAAUAGACAACAGUUUCCGCACUUGCACAGAUGGUACAACCACAUCGCCGGCUUGAAGUCCACUUAUGCGCCCUAUCAUGUGUGGCCGGGACAGACACAGGUCAAUGGCGAUGGUGCCCAAGAAGCAAAGAAGGGUCCGCGGGCACCGGGAAAGGAUAAGCAGGCGUUGCCCUUUGACUGCAAGGUGGAAAUGGUCUCGGACAGGAGACAAGUUGAGGGUGACGACUCUAUCAAAAAAGGAGCAGGUGGGAACUGCUUCCCUAGUGCCAGCAGCUCCAGCAAGUACUACAUUACGACUGCUAUCAACUACUGCAAUGGCUGGCCUCACAUAGGCCAUGCGUACGAGGCACUCACCUCCGAUGUUUUUGCAAGGUAUCAUCGCAUGCUCGGGCAGGAUGUUUUCUUCAUGACCGGUGCAGAUGAACAUGGGCAAAAGAUUGCUCAAGUCGCUGAGAAUGAGGGCCUGCAGCCAAUCCAGAUUUGUGACCGCUACUGUCUUGGCUUUCGAGCGCUCAACCAACGUUUGAACGUGUCGAACGAUUUCUAUGUUCGCACUACAGAAGAGCGACACAAGGUGGUCGCGCGAGCUAUGUGGGACAAAUGCAAGGGGAAUGGCGAUAUCUAUUUGGAUCGCUAUGAGGGCUGGUGCGCUCGGUUGUAA